Messenger RNA from Trichechus manatus latirostris (Florida manatee), 5998 nucleotides. RefSeq names its product protein tyrosine kinase 2 (gene PTK2). Gene Ontology annotation, biological process: signal complex assembly; protein phosphorylation. Gene Ontology annotation, molecular function: protein tyrosine kinase activity; ATP binding. The coding region runs from base 1773 to 4931 and encodes 1052 amino acids. The record is from RefSeq and is a predicted model, not a curated record. The transcript is spliced from 31 exons. Gene Ontology annotation, cellular component: focal adhesion; cytoskeleton. Lineage: Eukaryota; Metazoa; Chordata; Mammalia; Sirenia; Trichechidae.
UAGUGUAAGUAGACCUCCAGACUGAUUAGAUUUACUUUCUAGGUUAAAAUUUUAGCAUUGUCUGGACAUUGGCGUGUUAACACUUAACUGUAGUCUCACCGUGAGAUUUGUUUUCAUUUGCCAAGUUGUCAGCAUCAUCUGUUAAUUCUUUUUAGGCCCUUAAGCAUUUGUAAAACGUGAUAUAUCAGGACUGUUUUCUUACAAUGGAAUCUGAAUAAAACACCUGUCACUUUAUUACAUAAUUAGAUAUUCAGAGUAAAGAUUUUACGGAGCUAAAUUCUAGUUCUGGAAUUUUGAAGGGCAGUGGGUAUGUUUUUGUUUGUUUCAGGUCGCAGUUCCACGUCCUCAGUACUGUGUAACGUAGCUCAGCGGGACCAGUAGUGAAUGUUCAGCCACUGAGAGUUCUGUGCUUGUUGAAAGCGUUGGCCUUUUUGUAGACUUUUGCGGGUCAUUUGCAUAAUGCCCCUCCAUUGUGCAAUAGCUUUCUGUUAGCACUGGUCAUUAGCAUAAGGCACUCGGCUUCCCCUCCCAUAGCCUAGGCUAGAUCCAAGGUCUGCACAUCCAGCACCAGCGGGAUAUUCAGCCAUCAGUUACUAAAUUUUUUAUUUUAAAUUCAGAGUGACUUUAGAUAUGUAAACUUCCAAGAAAAGAGAGACUGUAGUGUUUUUGCUCAUCGCAGAAUGAUUGCCUGCAGCAGCUUAUUGUGUUAGCUGGCUGUCAGACAAACGGGUAGAGCCAUUUCACUUGAAACCUGCGGUAUCAUGGCUGCCGGGCUGGGUGAGAGAGCACAGCUCACGUGUGCAAAAGAGGGAAAAGGGUCAGAACCCUUUUAUUUGUAGUAGGGCUGGAGCAGUUCAUCUCCUUGGAUGAAUGGUCCUGCACUGGGUCCUGACAACACUCACUGAGGAGUUUGUCAUCCUGUCCCUGUCUGGGGCUGAGCACCUCACUCCCACAUGGUCACGAAGCGGGCAGAGAUCCCGGUAAACUUCCUUCCCGCCUUCUCAUUUUAUGCUCUUGCUCUGGGACGGGAGGGCAGGAAACCUUAUGUUUUUAUGCUGGGUUAAUUUUUGUACGAUAAGGACAAAGAUGGUGGUGUGUAGAAAUCAGCUUCGUUGGUUGUUUUCAAGCAUGAAAGUUACAGCUUAGAGAGUGAAAAGCUCAAAUCCAAAGACUGUAGGAAUCCCUGUUUGCACUUAGCUAUUCUAAACCUCCCAUUCGAUCUUAUCAGUCACAUUGACCUGAGAGACCAUGAGCAGUGGCCCAGUUUAAGGAGAGAUUUAAAAUACUCCUCAGAACAGGCUAAAAAUAAUAUACCAGAAACCACCACAAGUUGGAAUCGACUCUGCGGCAGUGGGUUGUAUUUGUAUACCUUGGAUCAAAACCUUUAUGGCAUCUUUGAAGUGCUCUGGGGUCUUUCCUGUAACAAAGCCUGUUGUACUGUUAACUUUAGCAGAAAGAAUCUACCUUAGGUCUUACCCAAGGAAGAUUCUAUUUAAAGUAUUUAAAAGGACUUCCUUUUAUGACAUUGUGUUCAACUGUAUCCUGACUGUCUGGGCUUAAAGACGGUUUUAAUGGAGAGUAUUGAAUGAAAUGUAAGUGCUCACAGCACCGUGUGAGGUGGCAGGUUGUUGAAAGCCCUGCUGGGCAGGUUCUCUGAUUUCGUCAUUGUGUGCAUUCUUUGUUUUACCUUUUUCCACGGCUGGGAAGGAUUAAAGAGCUCUCGGAGAUUGGUGGUUUGGGAAUAUGACCGAUACCUAGCAUCUAGCAAAAUAAUGGCAGCUGCUUACCUUGACCCAAACUUGAAUCACACACCAAAUUCGAGUACUAAGACUCACCUGGGUACAGGUGUGGAACGUUCCCCUGGGGCAAUGGAGAGAGUGUUAAAGGUCUUCCAUUAUUUUGAAAGCAGUAGUGAGCCAACCACGUGGGCCAGUAUUAUCAGACAUGGAGACGCGACUGACGUCAGAGGCAUCAUCCAGAAGAUAGUGGACAGUCACAAAGUAAAGCACGUGGCCUGCUACGGGUUCCGCCUCAGUCACCUGCUGUCCGAGGAGGUUCACUGGCUCCACUUGGACAUGGGCGUUUCCAACGUGCGGGAGAAAUACGAACUUGCACACCCCCCCGAGGAGUGGAAAUAUGAAUUGAGAAUUCGUUAUUUGCCAAAAGGAUUUCUAAACCAGUUUACUGAAGAUAAGCCAACUCUGAAUUUCUUCUAUCAACAGGUGAAGAGCGAUUAUAUGUUAGAGUUAGCUGAUCAAGUGGACCAGGAAAUUGCUCUGAAGUUGGGUUGUCUAGAAAUACGGCGAUCAUACUGGGAGAUGCGGGGCAACGCACUGGAGAAGAAGUCUAACUAUGAAGUAUUAGAAAAAGAUGUUGGUUUAAAGCGAUUUUUCCCUAAGAGUUUACUGGAUUCUGUCAAGGCCAAAACUCUAAGAAAACUGAUCCAACAGACAUUUAGACAAUUUGCCAACCUUAAUAGAGAAGAAAGUAUUCUGAAAUUCUUUGAGAUUCUCUCCCCUGUGUACAGAUUUGAUAAAGAAUGCUUCAAAUGUGCUCUUGGUUCAAGCUGGAUCAUUUCAGUGGAACUGGCAAUUGGCCCAGAAGAGGGUAUCAGUUACCUAACGGACAAGGGCUGCAAUCCUACACAUCUGGCCGACUUUAACCAAGUGCAGACCAUCCAGUAUUCAAACAGCGAAGACAAGGACAGAAAAGGAAUGCUGCAGCUAAAAAUAGCGGGCGCGCCCGAGCCUCUGACAGUGACGGCCCCAUCCUUAACCAUUGCAGAGAAUAUGGCUGACUUGAUCGAUGGCUACUGCCGGCUGGUGAACGGAGCCACGCAGUCUUUCAUCAUCAGACCCCAGAAAGAAGGUGAACGGGCUUUACCAUCAAUACCAAAGCUUGCCAACAGCGAGAAGCAGGGCGUGCGGACUCACGCUGUCUCCGUGUCAGAGACAGACGACUAUGCUGAGAUCAUAGAUGAGGAAGACACCUACACCAUGCCCUCCACCAGGGAUUACGAGAUCCAAAGAGAACGAAUAGAGCUGGGGCGCUGUAUCGGAGAAGGUCAAUUUGGAGACGUACAUCAAGGGGUUUAUAUGAGUCCGGAGAAUCCAGCUUUGGCGGUUGCAAUUAAAACAUGUAAAAACUGUACUUCGGACAGCGUGAGAGAGAAGUUUCUUCAAGAAGCCUUAACAAUGCGUCAGUUUGACCACCCUCACAUUGUGAAGCUGAUUGGCGUCAUCACGGAGAAUCCCGUCUGGAUUAUCAUGGAGCUCUGCACGCUUGGGGAGCUGAGGUCAUUUUUGCAAGUAAGGAAAUACAGUUUGGAUCUGGCAUCUUUGAUCCUGUACGCCUACCAGCUUAGUACAGCUCUUGCAUAUCUAGAGAGCAAAAGAUUUGUACACAGGGACAUUGCUGCUCGGAAUGUUCUGGUGUCCUCAACUGAUUGUGUAAAAUUAGGAGACUUUGGAUUAUCCCGAUAUAUGGAAGACAGUACUUACUACAAAGCUUCCAAAGGAAAAUUGCCUAUUAAGUGGAUGGCUCCAGAGUCCAUCAAUUUUCGACGUUUUACCUCAGCUAGUGACGUGUGGAUGUUUGGUGUGUGUAUGUGGGAGAUUUUGAUGCAUGGUGUGAAGCCUUUUCAAGGAGUGAAGAACAAUGAUGUGAUCGGUCGGAUUGAAAAUGGGGAGAGAUUACCAAUGCCUCCAAAUUGUCCUCCUACCCUCUACAGCCUUAUGACGAAGUGCUGGGCCUAUGACCCCAGCAGGCGGCCCAGGUUUACUGAACUUAAAGCACAGCUCAGCACAAUCCUGGAGGAAGAGAAGGUUCAGCAAGAAGAACGCAUGAGAAUGGAGUCCAGAAGACAGGUCACAGUGUCCUGGGACUCCGGAGGGUCCGAUGAAGCACCUCCCAAGCCCAGCAGACCUGGUUAUCCCAGUCCGAGGUCAAGUGAAGGAUUUUAUCCCAGCCCACAGCACAUGGUACAAACCAAUCAUUACCAGGUCUCUGGCUACCCUGGCUCCCAUGGAAUCACAGCCAUGGCUGGCAGCAUCUACCCAGGCCAGGCCUCUCUUCUGGACCAGACAGACUCCUGGAAUCACAGAGCUCAGGAGAUACCAAUGUGGCAGCCCAACAUGGAGGACUCUGCAGCAUUAGACAUGCGAGGAAUUGGGCAGGUACUGCCAGCCCACCUGAUGGAAGAGCGGCUGAUCCGACAGCAACAGGAAAUGGAAGAAGAUCAGCGCUGGUUGGAGAAAGAGGAGAGAUUCCUGAAGCCGGAUGUGAGGCUCUCCCGGGGCAGCGUCGACAGGGACGACGGAGGUCUCCAGGGCCCGACUGGAAACCAACACAUAUAUCAGCCUGUGGGUAAGCCAGAUCCUGCAGCUCCACCAAAGAAACCACCACGCCCUGGAGCCCCCUGCCACCUGGGCAGCCUUGCCAGCCUCAGCAGCCCUGGGGACAGCUACAACGAGGGUGUCAAGCUCCAGCCCCAGGAGAUCAGUCCUCGGCCCACGGCCAACCUCGACCGCUCCAACGACAAGGUAUACGAGAAUGUCACUGGCCUGGUGAAAGCUGUCAUCGAGAUGUCCAGUAAAAUCCAACCGGCCCCACCAGAGGAGUACGUGCCUAUGGUGAAGGAAGUCGGCUUGGCCCUGAGGACGUUACUGGCGACCGUGGAUGAGACCAUUCCUGUCCUGCCAGCCAGCACGCACCGCGAGAUUGAGAUGGCCCAGAAGCUGCUGAACUCCGACCUGGGGGGGCUCAUCAACAAGAUGAAGCUGGCCCAGCAGUACGUCAUGACCAGCCUCCAGCAGGAGUACAAGAAGCAAAUGCUGACCGCCGCGCAUGCCCUGGCCGUGGAUGCCAAAAACCUGCUCGAUGUCAUUGACCAAGCGAGACUGAAAAUGCUGGCGCAGACGAGACCGCACUGAGGCCGCCGAGGGGCAGGCCUUCCGCCCGCGCCUGACCGGAGUGCCCCGCAGAUGUUCUCGCCUUCCACCAGCAGUGAGGAGCUAGCCCCGGGUCCUCUGCGCCAGUGCUUACGGCUCCCACUCCCCUGACUGACGGAUGGUUGAAAUCUCUCUCACGUCAGUUCGGCCACGUUUUGGUUUGAGUUGGUUUUUUGUUUUGUUUUCCUUUAAUCGUGAUGUUCAGAAAAGUCGGGGAUCCAAAAUGUGGCAGUUUUCUGAGGAUGAAAACCGUAUCUGAGAAGCUUUUGAGGAGCGUGAGGAACGGUUUGUGUUCACACUAAGAUGUGUAUUUAAGGAAACGGCCAAGGGCUGGCACGUUAAUUCCUGAAUUGCCGAAGCUGCGUAUCGGAAGAAAAGAGAAUGACGUGAAGAAUUCCGGGAAACCCACGGGGCUGAGAAUUCUUUUGCCUACCGUAGAAUUAUUAUCCAGACUGGAAUCCUUUUUUGUUAGAGCACCUUCAGUUGCAGUAUGCUAAUACCACUUUACAAAGAAAGAAUAUAAAAGCUAUAUUUUGAAGACUUGAGACAUUUCAGAAAAAAAAAAAAGACUACGACCUUUCCAUCUCUGCUGCCUUUUACUUUGAUGUGGAUACGUGAGGCGUUCGGUUGAGAACUAGCUGUUAGAACAUUACUAAGAACUCCGGUCUUUCUCACCAGAAUAACGUGCCAGUUUGGUAGCUGUGCUCUUUCUUUCGGGAGCAGCAGUGCUUUGUCCCCGAGCACCUGCAGACUGCGUUGAGAAGCCCCGUAACUGGCCCUGGUGUCCAUUUUUAUAUAAUUUAUAAAGAAAGACUAUUUUGCAGCCACUGGAGCUAACGACCCCUUCAUUGUGUCUGUCUUCCCGGAAGAGAAUCCAGCAGAACAGAGGGAUUUGGUUUUCUCUUGAUGUCCGGUUAUACCAUCCAUUCUGUUAAAUAAUAAUUUUGAAAAUGUGCCCUCCCUUUAGUUUGUCGGGGGAUAUAAAUUAUUCUCAGGAAGAAUAUAAUGAACUGUACAGUUACUCUGACCUAUUAAAAAGGUGUUACCAG